AUGGUCGCACAUCAUAUUGCAACCAUCAUGUUAAUUACAUUUUGCCUAGCUGCUCAUCAUCAUCGAGUUGGAAGUUUGGUAUUAAUUUUGCAUGAUUUUGUGGACAUUUUCUUGUACAGUGCCAAAGGAAUGCAUCAUCUCAAAAUGGAAACCAUAUCGACCAUGUUGUUUGUGGCAUUUACAUUGUCCUUCUUCUUGAUGAGACUCUUGUUUUUACCUUAUAUUAUUUAUAUGGCUGCCAUGAAUUUUCAAGGUUGGGAUGAUCCUUCAAGAUAUUACCUCUUUCGAUACGUUUCAGAUUCAAUCUACCCUGCAGAGGUCAGUGAUUAUGGAUGUUGUCUUUUCAGAUAUUGUGUGAGCACGUAUUGGGUCCUUAUUUCCUUACUAUGCUUACUGGUAGCUCUUCACGUCUUUUGGUUUUAUUUGGUGUUGAAAAUUUUAGCAAGAGCAAUCAGUGGAACGAAAGUGAGUGAUAUUCGAGAGGAUGAAGAAGGAGAACAUGCCCAUGCGGAUUAG
Naegleria lovaniensis is the source of this 516-nucleotide messenger RNA. RefSeq lists its product as uncharacterized. The transcript has 2 exons. Gene Ontology annotation, molecular function: sphingosine N-acyltransferase activity. The coding region runs from base 1 to 516 and encodes 171 amino acids. The record is from RefSeq and is a predicted model, not a curated record. Lineage: Eukaryota; Heterolobosea; Eutetramitea; Acrasida; Naegleriidae. Gene Ontology annotation, biological process: ceramide biosynthetic process. Gene Ontology annotation, cellular component: membrane.